Messenger RNA from Rubroshorea leprosula, 2653 nucleotides. Lineage: Eukaryota; Viridiplantae; Streptophyta; Magnoliopsida; Malvales; Dipterocarpaceae. The record is from the annotation of a GenBank genome assembly.
GGCCCUUUGGACAUGUGGUGUAAUCUUAUCCAAUCCUAGCCUUGAUUGGAUCAUUGUCAGAAAAAAAAUUUUGCAAUGCAAAGACAUGAUUUGAAUCUUGGAGUAAUGUCGAAGCUCGUCGGUUUCCAGUUUGUUUUUGACGAUGAUUCGCAUUUUCUUCGUCCAAGCUGAGAUUUUCAAAGGGAGUGGUCCACCAAAACCGCUUGUGUGUGAAUUUUCUUCACCCUUCAUCUUCUCCUGUAUUAUUUUAUAUAUGCACUAUGCAGAUUCUUCCUGUCCGGAUUUUAGGUUUAAGCGGCUGGCUCAGGCAAGGACUUGGAACCAGCACACACCGAUUCACCGUUGACCCGUUUUGAUGAUAGCCUUUUUUCCAUGUGAUCUGGGGUACUUUUUGCUUAAAAGGUUGAUUGUCCGCAGUUUGGAAAGCUUGUUAAUUUGGUGUUUCCUCGUGCGUUUAUGGCUCUUGAUUGGUCGCCGGACUAGUGGAGAUUGAAGUUCUCAAAAGGGUCCACGUAGUUCUUCUGUUGAUGUGGGUAUGGAACACAUCAUAUAUUGAAAGAUGAAGUCGCCUAGCAAAGCUGAAAUGUGCUACCAUGGGAAAAACUGCUUAUCCGCUCAGGAAGCUCCAUGUUGCUGUCACUUUGCUGCCACUGUGUUGCAGCUUUGACACCACAACUCCAACACUCUCCUUGGUGUUAAAGCUUGGAUAAACAUUUCAGCUCCUCCUACAAUGCUGCAGCUUCAUCUUGCUUGGAUUUGUUGCUCUAACAAAUUAUUCGAGCUAUAAACAUUUUCAGCAACUCCAUUUCAACAACUUGUCCUUCCUUGGAUCUUUGCUGAGCUUUUCUGUACCAUAAACACCUUUAAUUUGUUUGUUGGUCCGGCUUGCCUCUCCACACCAGCUCCUCACCAUGCUUGAUCUUGAGCUAUAGUGCGCCUAACUUAUGCCUUCAUUACUUGCUGAGUGAUUUAGCUAAAAAUGGAAGAAGGAUUUCACUACAAAACCUACUGGAAUCCAUAGAAAGAUUUUUGGUGGUAAAAAGGGGGGAGAGAGGACCUGGACAAGAAGGAGACAGGCACCCGGAGUUACCUCAUUUGGUGAGGGAGAAAAGAAGAUACAACCAUCUUAUAACUUUGCAUCAAUCAAACCUGCAGCAGCCUCUGUUCCAGAUGCCUGAAUACCUUAUUUAUUUAUCCAUACGUGUGGCCUUCUUCUCUAAUUUGCUGGUGCGUUUUCCCACUAAUCCUCUGAUGCCUCUAUGUUAUACUUCUGCGUUUUCAUGUUAUUCAUAUGUCCUUGGUGUGAAUUGCUCUACAGGUAUGCAUUCCCCUUGUAAAUGACCCCUACAUGACAGUCAUAAGCAGAGGGAAUAAUUUCUAGUAGUUUCUAAAUUUACUUUUGUGACAAACAUGCCAUGUUUGAAAUGGCAUUCUUGUUCCUGGGUGUUUUUACAGUUGAUAUUCAACUCUCACGUUCUACUCUUCUUCUCUUCCCCUGACUUCUAUAUGAUUGUGAUUUUUACAAGAGAACUAUAUUCACAUCUUGAAUAACUUUGAGUUAGAACCUCAAUUGUGAGAUAUUACAAAAAUGAAAAUCUCUCAUCACAUCCUCUCAUCUCAUAUGAUGAUAUACUAUCACCCUUGCCCCUUCAGUAUCACUGAAGAGCCGUGCAUGUCUGACUAUAGUCCGAGUGUCAUUGACAUUGAGAAAUCCGCUAGUUUCCUUGCACUAUGGAAGGCCACCAAUCCUUCACACAUGUUGAACUGCAAGGUGAAUGAGCAUAAGAUCAAACAGUUUCAACACCACAAUUCUUCUGCUAAAAGAUUCAGGAAAAAAAACAGAUGAUGAUAAAAAUUUAGUGUUUCCAUUAAUUAAUCAAUAUGAGAAUUGUUAACAACAAAGUGAUUGUGUAAACCCAAUACCCCUUUCCUGAAAGAAUAAAACGACAAAUUUAUAGUAUUUCUCUACAACCCCAAGCUGGAACGGGGACUAACAGAGACAAAUCAACUACUUAUUGUAGUUUCUCUAAGUUGGUCUAAUUCUGCAGUUGUUGCUGAUACAGGUGGAAGCCAGUUUCCCAGGCUUCCAGGCAAAAAAAUCCAAUCUAGGACGUAAAAUCCACCCAUCCACCCACCGUCUGCAACAAUAUGGCCUGAACUUGCUUCUUUGAUGGUUGCCGCUGUCCUCACAGUAUGGAAAAACAAAAUAGUUGGCGAUUGCAUUAACAUUAUCCCAAAAUGAGAUUUCAUUUACUUCGUUUCUUGGCUUCACUGUAGAGUAUAACUCCAAAGACCGUAAGUGUAUAACCAAGCAUUCCAGUAACAGAAACUGGAUUUCUAAAGAUUAAAAUUGAAACCACCACUGCCACUGCCCCCUUUGCAUUACCUAGUACCUGUAACCAGAGUAUUUUAUCAUCUCAAAAUGCUUCAAGGUGACCUAGAAGAUAAUCUGAAACUUGAAAAAGACUUGCAUUGAAAACGUAUGAAAAUGACAGCAAAUAAUUGCUUGAAUUCAUCACAAAAAGGGAAAAAAACAUGAUUUGUUGAAAUUUUGAGAGUGUCUGGCUGUCAUCUUCCACGAAGAUUCCAAAGACACAGUAACCUCACCUAUCACAUUAAGACCUCUUUCCUGUGAUAAAGAUUGUCCUGCCUA